Molecule: messenger RNA, 672 nt
Organism: Thlaspi arvense
Lineage: Eukaryota; Viridiplantae; Streptophyta; Magnoliopsida; Brassicales; Brassicaceae
Source: the annotation of a GenBank genome assembly
AUGGCUCGUUCUCUUCCACAAGCUAAAUUCUGGGAUGGGGUCCUUUACAAAUAUCAAGGCUAUUGGUUACCAUCUAAAGGCUUGAAGGGUAUGAUCUCCCUCCGAAAACACUUCAAAUCACGUGACUCCGAUAUCAUUUUAAGCAAUUUUUCAAAAUCUGGCACAACAUGGUUAAAAGGUCUUAUAUUUACUAUUCUUAAUCGUGCUCAAUUUGCCCCCGAUAGUGCCACUCAUCCUCUGCUCAUUUGUAAUCCUCACAAUCUUGUUCCUUUCUUUGAUCUUCAAAUAUAUGAUGAUGGAAAUAAAAACCCUAAUAUAGAAAACCUACAUAAUCUAAGAAUUUUUGCUACUCAUCUUCCAUUCUCACUAUUGCCACACUGCAUCUCAUAUUCCAAUUGCCUCAUUGUAUAUAUACGUCGAAAUCCUAUGGAUCAGCUUAUCUCCCGUUGGCUUUUCGCUGUAAAUCAAAGUCCAGAGCACAAGGAGGCAAGUUCAAUUGAAGAAGUAGUCAAGAUGUUUCAAGAGGGAAUAUGCGCGUUUGGGCCAUUUUGGGACCAUGUUUUAGAGUAUUGGAAUAGGAGUUUGGAGGAAAAAGAUAGGAUUUUGUUUCUUAAAUAUGAAGAGUUAAAAGAGGAUAUUAUAAGUCAAAUUAAUAGCUUGGAUAUUUUUUAG